This is a messenger RNA of Ustilaginoidea virens, 705 nucleotides long. RefSeq lists its product as uncharacterized. The record is from RefSeq and is a predicted model, not a curated record. Gene Ontology annotation, cellular component: cytoplasm. Gene Ontology annotation, molecular function: protein N-terminal-serine acetyltransferase activity; protein-N-terminal-alanine acetyltransferase activity. Bases 1 to 705 code for a protein of 234 amino acids. The transcript has 2 exons. NCBI's taxonomy places the organism in Eukaryota, Fungi, Ascomycota, Sordariomycetes, Hypocreales, Clavicipitaceae.
AUGGAAGCAAACGCAACGCACAACCCCAGCAUCCAGCCCCCAGCCGAGCCGGCCCACCAACGCAAGUCUGCCGCACAGCGCAACGCGCGCCCUCCCCCCGAGCUGCCGAUUGACGACGGCCUCGUCCUGCGCAGAUGGAGCCCGUCAGACGCUGCCGCACUCCACUCCGCAGCCAGCAGUUCCCUGGACGAGCUCGCCAGAUGGAUGCCCUGGGCCGCCGACGGCUACGGCCGCGAGCAGGCGCAGGGCUUCCUCGAGUUCACCGCCCAGGCAUGGGACUCGGCAUCCCAGCUCGACUACGCCCUCGUCGUCGACGGCCAGCCAAGCGGCUCGUUUGGCCUGAUGAGAGCCCGGAGCGGGAGGGCGGAUGCCCUCGAGGUGGGCUACUGGCUUGCCACGAGGGCGACCGGGCGCGGCAUGGCGACCAGGGCGGUGGCGGUGCUGACCCGGACGGCCUUUGCCAUGGGCGCCGAGCUUGUGCAGAUUAGGCAUGAUGCGCUGAACGUGAAGAGCGCUGCGGUCCCUCGUCGCCUGGGGUUCACGUGCGUCGGCGUGUCCGAGGAAGAGGGCGGCGUUGUGCUGUGGCAGAUGGAAGCCAGGUCGGAACUGCAUCGUGGCGUUGGCCUGGAAGCCUCCGAGCCUGUUGAGGGCUCUGCUGGCGGUUCUGUUGAAUUAUGUACGGAGUACUCCGUACCUGAGUUAUGA